Molecule: messenger RNA, 1317 nt
Organism: Rotaria socialis
Lineage: Eukaryota; Metazoa; Rotifera; Eurotatoria; Philodinida; Philodinidae
Source: the annotation of a GenBank genome assembly
AUGGCAUUAUAUGGUCGUUUGCUUUAUGCAUGGUUACUAGUGCUGGUAUUCUCGUUACAAGCAUUUCGCGGUGGAUUUGCACAUAGCUGCUGCUCUGACAACAAUGGUGGAUGUGAUCCAAAUGCUCUUUGUUCAGAAGACCCAAAUACAGGUGCAAUGACAUGCACCUGCAAUGUUGGUUAUGCCAACACUGGUAGCGACGACAAUGUUGUCUGCACAGACCGUUGCACUGUCAACAAUGGAGAUUGUUGCCCACACGCCGAUUGCUCACAUGAUGAUGCGACAUUUGAUGUAAAAUGCACCUGUAAACCUGGUUAUACCAACAGGGGAUCAAAAUCGAAAGUGAUAUGCACAAAUACGGGAUCGGCGUCGGGAGAGACAGACACAGUUAAUAUUCCUGCUGAUGCUGAAUGGGAAUCGAACGGAAUGACUAUUGCUGGAGGUAACGGAAAAGGAAAUGCCGCUAAUCAACUCUUCUGGCCUGGUGGUCUCUUCGUUGAUGAUAAUCAAACAGUAGUUAUUGCUGACUUCGGGAAUCAUCGUAUCAUGCAAUGGAAGCACUGUGAUCGAAGGAGUGGAAAAGUUGUUGCUGGUGGUAAUGGUCAAGGAAUUGGAUUGCAUCAAUUGAAUCUGCCAACUGAUGUAUUAAUUGACACAAAGACGAAUAGUCUUAUUAUUUGUGAUUGGGGGAAUCGUCGAGUUGUACGAUGGUCUCGUCAUAGAGAUAACACACAAGGUGAAGUACUCAUCUCCAACACACAAUGUUGGGGAUUAGCAAUGGAUGAACAGAGAAAUCUCUACGUUUCUGACAUCGGAAAACACGAAGUAAGACGAUAUCGGUUGGGUGAGCAGACUGGCACUGUCGUAGCUGGUGGUAAUGGGUGUGGGUGUGGGAAUGCGCUCAAUCAAUUGAGCAACCCGACUUAUCUCUUUGUCGAUCGAGAGCAUUCAGUGUACGUAUCAGACAAAAACAAUCAUCGUGUAAUGAAAUGGAAAAAAGGUGCAACACAAGGUAUUUUGGCUGCUGCAGGAAAAGGGUUUGGGUGUUCUCCGACACAGUUGAAUAGUCCACAAGGACUCUUCGUUGAUGCGUCGGGUACAGUCUAUGUAGUAGACUCGGCGAAUCAUCGUGUAAUGCGUUUUACUAAAAGAGACACGACACAAGGCACUGUAGUUGUGGGUGGAAAUGGCGCAGGAGCACUAGCAAAUCAGUUGAUCACCCCUUUUGGUUUGACUUUCGAUCAAAAUGGAAAACUCUAUGUCGUCGAUAAUAAUAAUCAUCGUAUUCAACGAUAUUCUCUCCAAGAACACUGCUGA